AUGAGCACAGCAGGCCAGGGAAGUAAAAUAUUGAUCUCCCCCUUUCCAUCUUUCUUUCUUUUUUUUCCUCUCUCUCUCUUUCUUUCUUUCUCCGUCUCUCCCUCCGUAUCACCCCUCUCCAGUUACCUUACUGACCUCUCUCUCUCUCUCUCUCUCUCUCUCUCUCUAUCAUUUUCUUCUCUCUCUCUGUGUCCCUAUCAUUUUCUUCCCUGUGUCCCUAUCAUUUUCUUCCCUGUGUCCCUAUCAUUUUCUUCCCUGUGUCCCUAUCAUUUUCUUCUCUCGCUCUCUCUCUCUCUCUGUCCCUAUCGUUUUCUUCUCUCUCUCUGUCCCUAUCAUUUUCUUCUCUCUCUCUCUCCCUAUCGUUUUCUUCUCUCUCUCUCUCCCUAUCGUUUUCUUCUCUCUCUCUCUCUCUCUAUCUCUAUCGUUCUCUCUCUCUGUGUCCCUAUCAUUCUCUCUCUCUCUCUGUGUCCCUAUCGUUCUCUCUCUCUCUCUCUCUCUCUCUCUCAGGCUAUCGUUUUCUCUCUCUCUCUCUAUCUCUCUCUCUCAGGCUAUCGUUUUCUCUCUCUCUCUCUCUCUCUCUCUCUCUCUCAGGCUAUCGUUUUCUCUCUCUCUCUCUCUCUCUCUGUGGUUAUUGUUCUCUCUUUCAUAAUUUUACUCUUAAAUAUAUCUCACUCUUAUAUGUGCACUCACCCAUUCAAAGAUUUUAUUUCUCUCUCUUUCUCUCUCUCUCUCUUAACCUCCAACUUUCUCUCCCUUUCUCCUCUUUCUCUCUCCUCUUUCUCUCUCCUCUCCCUCCCUCCUCUUUCUCCCUCCCUCCUCUUUCUCCCUCUCUCCUCUCUCCCUCUCUCCUCUCUCCUUUCUCUCCUCUCUCCUUUCUCUCCUCUCUGUCCCUCUCUCUCUAUUUCUCUACUUUCUCUCUUUAUUUCUCUGCUUUCUUCCUCUUUCUUCACUUUCUCUCCCUCCUCUUUCUCUCUCCUUCUCCUCUUUCUCUCUCCUUCUCCUCUUUCUCUCUCCUUCUCCUCUUUCUCUCCCUCGCUCCUCUUUCUCUCCCUCUUUCCUCUUUCUCUCUCUCCUCUUUCUCUCUCUCUCCUCUUUCUCUCUCUCUCCUCUUUCUCUCUCUCUCCUCUCUCUCCUUUCUCUCUCUCUCUCCAUUCUCUCUCUCUCCUCUUUCUCUUCUUUGUCUCUUUCUUACCCCUCAACUUUCUUCCACUCUCUCCUCUUUCUCUCUUGUUCUCUUAA
Molecule: messenger RNA, 1239 nt
Organism: Acanthosepion pharaonis
Lineage: Eukaryota; Metazoa; Mollusca; Cephalopoda; Sepiida; Sepiidae
Source: the annotation of a GenBank genome assembly